AUGAUUAGAGAUGCACUUAGUGCUUAUGCUUCAGCAAGCUAUUCCGGUCUUAUAUUAAGUGUGGGUGGCUCAGUUACCGGCGAUCGCUUAAAAGCACAUGGCAGCUUCACACACAACUAUCAAAAAUCAGAGCAGGCAAAAACCAUCUUGCACACUAUCAGGACUGGGGGGCCACAAGAGGUAAGUGCCUUGCCUCUUUGGAAGAUGGGUCUUUUGACAUGUAAUAGCACCUGGGCUCUCAUAGAUAGAGGAAAGUCACUAUCAACAGAUUUUGUUGGAAUCUGGACGUUGAUUCCUAACCAUCAAGGUGAUUUUCAGAAACCAGAUGAGAUUGAAUCAUCUUUGAUAACUGUCUGGGAAAGGAUGAGUGGCUAUCUUGAAUCCAGAGACCAAGAACGAAGAGUCAUAAAAGGACUCGAUGCAUUGGAUCUGCUAAUUGAAAAAAUUGGAACUUGGAAUUCCCACCCAAUACCACCUGAGAAAUGCAUUAAAUAUCUCCAAGAGAUUCUGAAAACGGUACAACAAGUGGAGACACAUACAGGAUCAAACAACUACUGGGAGCUCAAGGUAUGCACAGAAGUGAACAUAAGCAGCUUUCUAGGAAAUGUUGUGGAACUGAGAGAUAGGUUUAGCCCUACAGACGCGUCAAUGAUACGAUAUUUGUUAAGGAAGCUGGUCAAUCCUGUUGGAUUCAGAGAGUUUCCUAGCAAACAAAAUAUCAUGAAGUGGGUUGAGAUGACGGUAGAAACAGUGCAGGUUCCAGCUAUAAUGGCUAAGGCUAGUAUCAAGAACAUACCUGAAUUUAUGAGCAAUCUGAAGGAAAUAUUCAUCCCGACACUGCUAAAAGAACACGUGAGUAAUGCAGAGGGAAAUGUGCUGGUAUCUGACAGUAUUGAUACAGCAGCAACAGCUGACUUGGCAAUUUGUGUUGAUAAUCUUAUAAAGGAUUUGAAAUCAUCUGAAGAAUUACACGAAAUGUUCUUUUUGCAAGUUGCACUGUUGUCUAUUCACUACCAUUGGUCUAAAAUGAAGUUUGACAUGUUGCUAACGAUGAAGAACCUACAAGAUUUUGCCCAGUCCAUUCAAAUGUGUUGGAAGGAGUUUGAAGAAAAAAAGAAGAAAGGGAUGAUCCAGCUCGAGGCAUUUCUUAUCCACAAAACACUAAUCUCUGACCGCUUCCAUGAAGGAAGGGAAACAUCAGAAGAUGAAUUCUCUGAUAUGAUUAAGGAUAUCAGACAAGUGUUAUCACCACAAGUAAACUCGGUACUGAGUAGGUAUGCCAUCAUUUCGCCCUUUAAUUGGGCAGAGAUGACCAGUGUAACUGCUGAACUGGCAAAGGGGAAUAUGUCAGUUUCUGAAGAGAGCGAAGUGAAUAUCGCUGAUCUGGAAUGUAUAGCUAGCUCCACAGACAGAAAAACACGACAAGAAAAAACAGUUAAGAAAAUCAGUUUUGGGGGUGCAGUACAAGGUGACUUUUUAGAUAUCCUAAAGACCCUAGGUUUAGAAAAAUGGUAUCCAUCUAAAAUUUCUUUUGGGGAUGCUGUUGUCAUUAAAAAGGAAUAUGAGCACAAUAGGUUGGUUGACCUUCCCUGGUUGUUUAUACACAAACUCCUUAUGAUUGAUUUUCAUGCAAGAGACAAACUUUUGUCAGAAGUGAACAAUUCAUUAGGAGAAGAGACACCUGAUGAAGAGGUUGACUUUGACUUAGAGACUGCUCUUGAAAUGCAAACCUCUAGUGUUGAUGAGGAACAGGCAAAAAAUAUCAACACUUUAGAUGCCCUGGUGACGAUAUUUACAUGUUGCGAUAACUUUCUGAAACAAACACUUGCUCAGAAGCUAUUUGUUUGCAAACUUGCCAUUCCUUUCAUGUACCCUCUCGGGUCAGGAGACAAGGUUGGGAUGUCAUUGUGGGCACUCAGGACAAUAAUUGUUCAGCACAAAGAAGCCUCACAGAUGUCAGUGACAGAAAAAGAUUUCCCCGUGGCGACGUUCGUCAGAUUAGGAAGGCCACCAGUGUCUAAAUCAAAGCUGGUGAAUGAUAUUCUUAGUGAUGACAGUCAUGACACAUUCGUCCACCGUGAUUGCAACAAUGGUACCAUAUCUAGAAGGAUCUCGGAUGGUCUUGUGCAAUGUUCCUGGUUUAUUACAUCAGGCAAGGAGAAUCAACAUCUACCAUGUACAACAAUGUUCCUGAAUUUGAGAGGCGAUGCUUCAUCAAUGAAGAAACAGAUGCAGAUAUUGCUGGAAAUAUCAUCUGUAGUGUUUGUUGUAGUAAGUGCUCAAGACCUGGCAAGAACCAAAAACAGCAAGACAUGCCAACAUAUUUUGCAAUCAUGUGGCAAAUGUAUUGUCUUUUUGACGAGUGAGAACAAACAAGAACUACACAUAUGUCUUGAGGCAGUGGGAAAGGACAUUUUGAAAGGAGUGCCCAUUAUCUUAUCCAGUAGCCUGAAAGGCAUAAAGAAAAAUGCAAGUGAAAUCAAAACUAAAGCCAGAGGAAUGCUGUCAGACGCAAUCACUAGAUGUUCUGGUAUUGUGAUAGAGGAUUUUGCCCAACGUGCCAAAGAGUUGGGGAUCACUGUCGAUGAGUACAAUGAUGAAGACUGCAUUGAUGGUAAGGUCCUUGCUGAAAAGGUUGUAAGCCACAUGGCAGGAAAACAAAUCUUUGAAUGCAAAGACAGCCUUCUUCCGCUACAAGGUGCUGAAUGGAUCGGUUACUGCAAGCUACAAAAGAGGCAGCACAGAACAAGUGGAAAAGGAUCUGAGUCUUCAUCAGCAUACCACGCAAAUCAACUGAAGCAGCAGAUGAACGAUUUACGUAAAAAACAAGUGCUAAUAUGCAAUUCACUUACUCCCUUCAUCAAUGACUUCAUAAAAACUCUGCAAAAGAAUUCAUAUCUUGUUAUGUAUUCCCUGAAGUGGAUGAAUCUCUUACUGGAUGGGAAAUCAAGAACCAACUUACCAGCUCUGCGCAGGGAGUAUAACAAGGUAUGGACCAAAUUUCAGAAGGCCAAGAAUAAUCCACAAAUAACGAAUGUGGAAGACCUAAAGUCAGAGGUAGAUGAGGCUGAAAAUAGGCUUGCCAGAGCAUCACUUGGACUAGAGAACCUUUUCAGAGAACUAGGACAGAUUUACGAAGCGGUGGAGGGUAGUGGUAAAAUAGGAAAAACCACAAAGGAAGGCCUGGGGUAUCUGCCAGAAAAAGCUGCCGAUCUCCUGUUGAAAGGCAUUCCCUUGGAGCUGGUAGAUGGUGACGCAUCAAGUGUACCAAUUGCAUGGGUGAGCGCAGUGCUGACUAAGCUAGGAAAUAUGAUCGGCGAAAAAAAGCUAUUUGUUCUCUCUGUGUUGGGCAUCCAGAGCUCUGGGAAAUCUACACUCCUAAAUACCAUGUUUGGGUUGCAGUUUGCCGUUAGUGCAGGGAGAUGCACAAGAGGAGCAUACAUGCAACUCAUCCCAGUAGAUGAUAAUGCUGGUCUGCCAUUUAAUUACGUGGUUGUCGUGGAUACGGAGGGACUUCGAGCUCCAGAAUUAGGACAACUUAAGUAUGAGCAUGAUAAUGAACUUGCAACCCUCGCAAUUGGUCUGGGUGAUGUGACAAUGAUUAACAUCAAAGGGGAAAACACAGCCGAGAUGAAAGACAUUCUCCAGAUUGCAGUGCAUGCCUUCUUAAGGAUGAAUAUUGUGGGGAAACACAUCAAAGACCAUAGAACCUGCAUAUUUGUUCAUCAGAAUGUCUCGGCAGCUGAUGCGGAAGAACUGAUGAUGCAUGGUUCACAGAAACUACAGGAGAACUUGGAUGAUAUGGCAAAAGAAGCAGCCAUCAGUGAAAACAUAGCAAACAUUCACAGUUUCUCCCAGGUUAUCGACUUCGAUGUCAAUAAACACGUCUGGUAUUUCUCUGAUCUCUGGCAUGGCAAUCCACCAAUGGCGCCUUCAAAUCCUGACUACAGUAAAACAGUAGGUGAAGUCAGGUUGCAGCUUCUGUGGGAGAUCGCAAAGAGGAAAACAACAUUUCUAACUGCUUCUAAUUUGUCGAUUCGCCUUUCUGAUCUCUGGAAUGGGGUCCUUGCCGAUGACUUUGUCUUUAGCUUCCGUAACAGCCUUGAGGUGAAAGCCUACAACAGCUUGCAAUCCAAAUACUACACAUUGGAAUUGGAGUUGCAAAGCAAAAUUAAAUCUUGGUCACGCACCGCAGAGAACAAGUUGAAGACACGUGAAACAGUCGGUGAACUAGAUACUUGUUUUAAGUCCCUCACCAUCGAACUCAACGAUGUCCUGACUGAAAAGGCUGCCGAAAUCAAGACAUGUCUAACUGAUUAUUUCGAGAACUGCGGCAUGAAGGAAAUAAUUAUCCAGUGGGAACAGUCUAAACUGAACCAACUUAAUUUGACAGUUGAACAACAACACAACGAGUGCAAGACAGAUCUGUUUUCAAUCAAAGAAGCACGCCUAGUCGAAAUCGAGCAGGUGCAUAAAUGGGCAGAGCAUGAAUUAUCUAUCAUGAACAAAGCAAUUGAAAUGGCGUACAAAUUUAAAGGCAAGAAAGUUUCUGAUGCUGAACUGCUGAGGAAUUUUGAUAUCAUGUGGAUGUCAAUGGUGAAAGAGUUUUCCACACAAGCCACAGACAAGGAACUUAGAAUGGAUUUAGUGAUGGAGGGAAUUCUUUGGGAAAGACUCGGAGCCAACGGAACCUUUCUUAAAAAAGAGUUACAACUACAGCCUCUGGAAAGUCCACUUGAGCAUACGUCCUUGGAAAGCAGUAUCACUGGAGAUUUCGUCACAAAGAAACACAUUAGUUUGAAAAAACAUCUUCUUGCAAGAGCAUACGAUACCCUCGUUGGUGACAAAAGCCCAGAAUUUGAUGCCAGACAUAAGACAAUGGUAUUGACAAGCAGCAUCCUGAAAGAAAUCAACGGUGAUCUAAAAGGCCUUACUAAACACGAGGUGAAAUUUCAAACAUCUCAUGCCAAAGAGGUCAUACACAAACUCGUUGAGAAAAUUGAAUCUCACAAUAAAAAGGCACAAACGUCAGAAGACUGCCAUUUCACAAUUCUCACUAAUUAUGUCGUUAAAUUAGCAGUUCAUGUUAGUCGCCACUGUGUCCAGGUGUUUACUCUGAUGCAAAUAGAUUACAACAACAAACAUGGUGUUGAAGCCAAGCUAAAAAACUUCAGAAACGCCGCCUGGAGUCUUUUCAAGAACGAAGUUAAACAUAGCACUGAGGAGGUAUCGGCAGGUGACCUCCUUUGCACGCAUUUAGCGAGAAUUAUUCACAUGGAAGUACGGAAGGAAACUCCAGGAACAUGCAGAGAUGAAGUUCUCAGAGACUUUCAGCUGUCAAAGUAUUACUUGAUGGUGAAAAUGAUGGAUGACCUAGCUAAAAAAGGAAAUUUCAAGAAUUUCAAAUCUUACAUCACAGAUGCCAAAGAGUUUGCCUUAGACUGGAUUACCAAGUACACAAAUGAGAAGAUGUUCUCGAUCACAGAUUCAAUUGGCAUGUCCAGGUAUGCACAAAUAACGAAGAGCCAUGUUGAUAGGAUCAUACGAUGUAUUGCCGAAAGUGUUCACCAUGCAACUGCUGAGGUCGAAAGGAAGAGUGGCGCGGACAUGGUACUGUGGAUUCACACGUUCUGUCAAAGAGUGUCAGAGGAAAUAGCGGUACCAGUUAGCAGCCUGAACUUAGUGACUGCUCGAGAAGUGAGGAAUUUCAACAAUUUUCAAGGGAUCAUAUUGGACCAGCUGAAUGAAAUUCAAAGUGAUCUGGACAAGCACUUUGUUUUAACAACAGAACACUCUGUUAAUUGGGAUGGAAUACCCCCAUCAGAACGAAUUCUCGAGAAGAUUUGGGGAUGUCCUGAACAGUGCCCAUUUUGCAACGAACCCUGUGCAGACAUUACACCUGGUCAUUAUGAAUUAUCUGGGAGAAGCCACAUGUGUGUGCAGCACAGACCAGGAGGGGUCGCAGGACUACGUUGGAAAGGUAGAGAACAUGAAUCCGCCCGAGAAAACGAGCUGAUUAUUGAGGGCUGCAACUAUUUCGUACAAUGGCAAGGCAUGGAUUUUCUUUGCGGUGCUUGCAAAUAUAGGUGCCGACAUUACGGAAAAUGUAAAACUACAGAGAGCAAUAAAGUCUACCACAGUUAUAAAGAAUACAAGACUUACCUGCAGGACUGGGAUAUAGCUCCUGAUCCCACCAAUAGUGUAUCGAAAUAUUGGAUGCGGUUUAUGGCGAUGUACGAAUACCAGCUCAAAGAUAUGUAUAGUGCCAAAUUGCCUGACAUACCAGAACCAUGGAGUCUAGAUGGUACACCCGAAUGGAUAACAUCAACCCAACGUCUAAGGAUAAUUGCCAUGACGCAGUGGGACUUGCAACAGCAUACUAACAGCGUAACGAGAAUUGUUCCACUACGCGGAAUUGAGAAUGUCCUAAGUCCAAGUAGCGGAAGCGCCGUUACAGUGCGUAGUAAUGACGCAGUAAGUAGCUACAAACAGCUCAAUCUUCGUUGCAUAGACAUAGCGGAGACGGGAAAAACAUAG
Messenger RNA from Lytechinus variegatus (green sea urchin), 6537 nucleotides. Its product is annotated as interferon-induced very large GTPase 1-like. The record is from RefSeq and is a predicted model, not a curated record. NCBI's taxonomy places the organism in Eukaryota, Metazoa, Echinodermata, Echinoidea, Temnopleuroida, Toxopneustidae. The coding region runs from base 1 to 6537 and encodes 2178 amino acids. The transcript has 2 exons. Gene Ontology annotation, molecular function: GTP binding.